AUGGCUGUCUCCGACGAGCUCGGACAAGGCUUCGCGUGGUCGACGAUACCUACACACUUGCUUGCCGCCGAGCUUUCAAGACGAGCCGAUGCGAAAGAGAAGCCCCAGUGCGGCUCCGACAAGCAGGGCCACUACGACACGCCGCUCCAUGUCUUCGCCCUCUUCUUGAUCCUGGUUUUGAGCUGCGCAGCAUGCGGCUUCCCACUCCUCAGCCACCUGUCCUCGCAAAGCAAACGACAACGCAGGAUAAUCUUCUACUGCCAGCACUUCGGCACCGGCGUCCUGAUCGCGACCGCAUUCGUCCACCUCCUCCCUACCGCCUUCGUCUCCCUGACGAACCCAUGUCUCCCCGACUUCUUCAACAAGAGCUACACGCCGCUUGCCGGCCUCAUCGCCAUGGCCUUCGCCCUGGCCGUCAUCGCCGUCGAGUCGUACCUAACCACCCGCGGCGCCGGACACUCGCAUUCACAUGACCUAUGGGAGGACGACGACAGUGACGUCGGAUCGGAGGUUCACCUGCCUACACAUGCUGCUGGUGUCGGCUUGGCGGCACGGAGAGGCUCUGGCCAUCGACCCAAUAAUAUUGCGCUGGAGGAUCUGGGAGCUAGCGAGGGUCUGAUGGCGGGUGUUUCACCAUUGCCGGAAUCGACACCCACCACGCAGCCCAAUGGCAGGAAUCCAAUCAAGGCCGGCGGGAAUGAUGAGUUUGAUGACGACCGAGAGUCCCUCGAGCUUGCGCUCGACAUCAACGAGCUCGACCCCGCGCCGAUGGAAGACCUUCGUUCACAAGCCCGCCCCCUGAACAAGGCACCGGGAGCUGGAGGGCACCACGCGGGGAUGCACCAGCCUACUAUACCAGACGCCGACGAACAGAAGCGGUUGUUAUUGCAAUGCUUGCUACUCGAGGCUGGAAUUCUCUUCCACAGUGUGUUCAUCGGCAUGGCUCUGUCCGUCGCAACCGGUCCUGGUUUCGUGGUCUUCCUGGUCGCCAUUGCUUUCCACCAGACGUUCGAAGGCCUCGCCCUCGGCAGCCGGAUCGCAGCCAUCCAUUUCCCCAAGAGCUCCCUCAGGCCGUGGCUCAUGGUCCUGGCCUACGGCACUACGACACCGCUCGGCCAGGCCAUUGGCCUGGGAGUGCACCGCCUGUACGACCCGAUGAGCCAGAUGGGCCUGCUGAUGGUCGGCAUUAUGAACGCCAUCUCCGCCGGCCUCCUCCUCUUUGCCGGCCUUGUCCAGCUGCUCGCCGAGGACUUCUUGACCGAGAAGAGCUACCAGACCCUGCGGGGGAGCAAGAGGAGGAAUGCCUUCUUGGCGGUGGUGGGUGGCGCCGUUCUCAUGGCUGGCGUUGGUGCCAUUGCUUAA
Molecule: messenger RNA, 1362 nt
Organism: Thyridium curvatum
Lineage: Eukaryota; Fungi; Ascomycota; Sordariomycetes; Thyridiales; Thyridiaceae
Exons: 3
Coding region: 1-1362 (453 amino acids)
Biological process (GO): zinc ion transmembrane transport
Cellular component (GO): plasma membrane
Molecular function (GO): zinc ion transmembrane transporter activity
Source: RefSeq, a predicted model, not a curated record